CCAAAAGCGAGGCAGAAAACAUGAAAUGACUAUGCUCGUGAAUCCAUUACUUUACAUUUAUUCUCUCUGAAUCUAAAUAAGUAUAAUUAUUGUAUGCACGAUAUCACACAGAAGGUGUACAGUGUUGGCCACUCGUUAGCAGCAUACAGUGUCAUUUGGUGCAUGCAUACUUGCUACGACAAAGCUUUGGUUACCGUCGAGAACGCACUGGAUUGUAUCCCAUUCAAUCCAGGAUUCAUCUUGCUCAAAACGAUCAUUUUACGACUAUGCGGUCGUUUCGACGAAGCCACUAUUUGGCUAGAAAAUCUAAGUGACAAUUUCUACAAACUAUUAGACCCGAAAGGAGAUACACAGAGAUCUAUCCUAGGGAAGCUUUCCGUACACGAGACGAGAAGUCAUUUGAUCAAACAAUGGUAUCUUAUACGGUACGACAUGGCAAUGCAAUGUUUGCUGGAGGACAAACUUGAAACGGCAAUUCGAAUCGUGUACAGAAGUAACCUAAUUAAGCACUAUGCGGAAUCGUAUAUGUUACUGGGCGAUUGUUUCUACAAACGAGACGAAAUUGAUUUGGCAUUAGAGUCGUACCUGAAGUGCCGGGAGAAGAUACGUGAACUGGAGCUACCGUUUUCUCGCAAGAAUAUCGAUCUAGUAGAACGGAUAAUCGAUAUCCUUAACGACCGGGCGGAACAAGCUAUAACUAAGGGACAGUCGAAACGUGCGGUUGAGAUCGCUGAUCAGGCGCUACGUAUCCUAGAUGAGGACAAAAUGCCGGUGCAUUUGUUACGCUUGCAACGCGGUCGCACUCUUCUCGCGAAAGCUCGCGGUUUAUUCCAAAUUGAAAGUAAACAAGAGGUAGAGAAGUUAUUGUCCUGCAAGACCGCGGCUGAUAGUUUGAGAUUCGUUAGAGAGUUAGAUUCGGAUCUCUACGCCACUUUGUACAGCGACAAAGAUAUCGAAGGAGUGAUCGACCGAUUCGCACCGCCGAGACAGCUGCCGAGAUCUUUAAAAAUUCUGAUGCAAUUUUCUUAACAAUGAGGGUUGUACAGAUAAUUUCAGUAAUCGCAAUUAUUAUUACCACAGCAAUAAAUCGUGCGACUGAUACACCGAACACCGGGAUAUUGAAAAAUACGCUGAUGUAAUGUUUGCAAAAGGUUGCUCUUCAAAACGAUAUGUAUCAUCGGUUUCUUGUUUUUAUCGUUUUAGUAAGAAUAUUUCGUACAAAAAAUAUUGAAAAAAUUUAGCUUUCGAAUAUUAUAUACCUGUAUGAAUAAAAGGAAGAAUUAGAUAAUGAAUCUUUUGAUAUCUUUCUAUUUUCGUACUGAAAAUGGCCUGAUUAUUUGUAAUAAAGUAUCUACUACAAAAUCUCUGUUUUUUAAAAGAUCUGUCUCCUUUGAAGUAUUUUUUUCAUAUAAAUCAAUUAUUACAAUCAGAAGUACCUACUCUUAUAAACGAUAUCGCAAUUCGAAUGUACGAUAUACAGAACAACCACGAUCAGAGAAAUGGACG
Molecule: messenger RNA, 1506 nt
Organism: Ceratina calcarata
Lineage: Eukaryota; Metazoa; Arthropoda; Insecta; Hymenoptera; Apidae
Exons: 2
Coding region: 94-1029 (311 amino acids)
Molecular function (GO): protein binding
Source: RefSeq, a predicted model, not a curated record